Messenger RNA from Helobdella robusta, 2955 nucleotides. RefSeq lists its product as hypothetical. Lineage: Eukaryota; Metazoa; Annelida; Clitellata; Rhynchobdellida; Glossiphoniidae. The transcript is spliced from 3 exons. The coding region runs from base 1 to 2955 and encodes 984 amino acids. The record is from RefSeq and is a predicted model, not a curated record.
AUGGCUGGUAAAAGAACUUUAGAGGGAGAGGAAUCUAAUGAGUUCACUUGGAAGAAACUGAAAGGUAAUGCAAAUCCUGGCAUAUAUCCGGUUAGAGAGAGGUUUGAUGAACAGUAUGACAAUUUUAUGGUGCAACGACGGAAUGCCAACUACAUGAACAUUAACAUGGCUGCAGCAGAUGCAGAAUAUCUGAGGCAUCCAGUUAACUAUGCACUAAAUAAGCAAUUUCAUUUAAUGUCAGAUAGUAUGUCCUCCAACAAUGGAAGCAAUGGCUUCAUGUAUCCCUUUGAUCGUCCAAAUUUUUCUGAAAAUAAUGCUCCAAAUGGAAUGGAUGUCAAAAGUUAUCCUAACUUUUUUGCAAUGCAAAGACCACAGUUUAAUCCUCAGCAUCAAUACUUAAAUUUUCACAACUCUCAGGCCGAGCAACCAAUAAAUCGGUUGCCAAUGGAAUUUUUAAAUAAUCAUGCAAACAUGUAUAGGCAACACAUGCCAUUCAGAACAGAAUUAAUCAAACCAGAUAGCGUGCCAAUGUUUAUGAACCUGGUUAACAGCAACAAUUCAGUUAAUGUUUCUCAAGAAAUGAUUUCUCCUUAUCAAAAAGUGAAUGGUUACAGAUCUCCUAAUUGCAAACCAUUUACAAACCCAUUUUUACAUUUUAAACCCACUUUUAAUGAACCGUAUCCUAGACCUAUGAAUGGAUUUACAAAUGAAUUUGACAGUUUUUCGACUAAUUUUUCAGCAAUGAGUAAAUCGAAUCCAGAUUAUCAAAAUUUUAAUAGAUCAUUCAUUGAUAGUAGUGUGGCUGAAAACAAGACAUCAAAUUCAAAUUGUGACAUAAUACAGCCAUCUGAAUUGGAAAAGAAAGUGAAUAAAAAUAUAAAGCAAUGCAAAAAAGAUAAACACAUUGAGAAUUCACCAGCUUGUGAUAAUGGUUGGCUGGUUUCAUCUUCAUAUACUGUUGCAUCAUCACAUUCAGCAUUAUCUCUGGUAUCAUCACCUAUCUUAAAACCAUCUUCAAUGCUCAACUCAAUGCCCACAUCUGCCCUAUCAUCAAAAUCUCAUUGGAACCCUGGUUUGCCGGCCAGAAAUGAAAAGCUGGUUAAUGAGUUAGAUUUAAAAGAUAAAAGUGCAAUGAAAAAUAAUUGUGAAGUAAAUGAAAAUCAUUCAGGGAGUAAACAUUUAAAAACAAAUUUUAAAAAUGAUGUAGAAUUGAAUGAGAAACAUCAUCUAAUGCAGCAUCAAUCAUUGAAGUCACCUGAAUUGCAUGAUAAUAAAUUUGAGGAAUAUAUUCAGCCAGAUCAUCACUCUUCAAUGUUAUUUCAACAACAGGCUUACUUCUCUAGAAAUCAAGAGCUACCACAAGAUAUUGUUGCAAAGCAGUCAAUGCCAGCAUUUUCAUCAGAUUUUCAGCCACAUUUGCAACCAACUGCAUUGAAACAGCAUAUGCAACAAAGUUUGUUUGAAAAACAAAAACAUUUGCUACAUAUGCCUUCCGAGCAGCAUUUGCAACAACCAUCAUUUUCACAACACUCACAACAAUUGUUGCAACAUCCUACAAAACAGGUAACUUCAAAACAACCUGUGCAACAAACUUCACCACAAAACCAUUCUCAAAAAGUAUUUAAUCAAUAUUCCAAUUGUUCACCUCAAAAUCAUUGUGAAACGUUAUCACAUCAACUGAAAAAUCACCAAAAUUUGCAACAUAAGCAACAUCACCAUAACCAGCAACAACAUUCAGUUAAUUCAAACAAUGUUGAUAGGCAACUUUCACCAAAAGAGAACUUGCAGCAACGAAUUCACCAACCAUAUUUACCUGAACAGUGCUCAACAAAACUGAAUCAAUCUCUGCACCAUGAAGCACAAAGGCCUUGCAACACACCCAGUCAGAUUGAUCAAGCCACUCUAACCCACCCUCAACGAACUGCAACGGUUAACCAUCACUUAUCACCAAAGUUGCAUCAUCAUAAGCAUCCUCCAGAGCUUGUUUCAUCAGGAAGGAGUAAUAAUUCACUGAUGCACAAGAAUGCACCACAACCAGUCAUGGGUCACCAUCAUGACCCAUCGCAGCAUCUACCUCGAGCACCUCAACAGUUUCAACCUCCGCAGCACUUUUCUCCUCGGUAUAAAUCUGUGCAACAACUUAAUAAUCCACAUUUUCAACCACAUCAUUCUUUGUUACAAUAUCAAGAACAGCACAGAAAUACAUCAGAAAUACAUCUGCGAUCGCCACAACGACAACAACAUUUUUCUCAAUCUGUACCUUACCAGCAUAAUUUAACACAGGGAGUGCAGAGAGUUCAUUUCCCAGAUGACAACACACGAGAUCCAAUGAGGAUGAUUGAAAAAUUAUCAAACAGGCAUUUCAACACUUAUGAAUCUCAGUUCAUAUUUGGCAAUGAUAAAAUCAAUCUACAUGGGUGCAGUGAGCAUGAAAAUAAUUUCACAUCAAAUCGAGCCAGUGCAUUACAACAUAACAGCUUCGGUACACAUGCUAUGAGUCGGAUGAAAAAUAUCCAACUCCAAUUUUGGCCCCUCAAAAAAUCCGACUCCAACUCCGGUCCCCCAAAAAAAUCAGACUCCUACCUCUUAAAAAUUCUGACUCCAACUCUGACACUCGAACCAAAAAGAAAUAAGAAAGACAGUGAGAGGGAACAGUAUGAAAUGUGGCUGAAUGAAAGGAAGAAACUAUUAAUUGAAAGAAUAAAUGAAUUGGAGCGAGUGAAAGAGCAGGGCAUGAAUGAAAGUCAAAACCAACGGGCAGUGUAUAACAAAAGCAACAGCAGCCAGGAGCCCAACAACCAGCAAGUUGAACAUCAACAGCGUUUCACAGCUGAUGAUUUCAAUGAGGACAUCAAACAUUUAAACUCUGCAAUUGAGCAAAUGAAAAAAGACUUGCAUGAACAUGAAAUGAUUAUGAAGAUGUUUUUUACCUCAAAUGUUGGUGAAUUUGUCUAA